Anthostomella pinea is the source of this 1203-nucleotide messenger RNA. The record is from the annotation of a GenBank genome assembly. Lineage: Eukaryota; Fungi; Ascomycota; Sordariomycetes; Xylariales; Xylariaceae.
AUGCUACCGCGUGUUCCCCUGACCCGCGCGGUCGUCGCAAUUGCGACAGUACUCGUCAUUUCAGUCUUCUACUUCAACUCAUCAGUUAUCCCCCGUGUCACCAGCAGUCCCGGUGCACACACCACGGCUUCCUCCCAUCGCGACUUGCUCGAUGACAUCAACAACAGCACACUGGGUUUCCAGAACAUUUACGUCAUCGGCCUGCCGACACGGACAGACCGUCGCGAUGGCAUGCGUCUGCAGGCCGCGCUCAGCAACAUGGACAUAGAGUUCAUGGACGCCGUCUACCCCAAGGAUGUGCUGGACAAGGCGGUCCCGGCCAUGAGCGCCGACAAGCUCCAGGGCCCGCCCCUGGGGACGUGGCGCGCGCACAUCAAUGUUAUUCAUGAGAUUGUGCGGAGGAACCUGACCUCGGCCCUGAUCCUGGAAGACGAUAGCGACUGGGACAUCCGCGUCAGACAUCAGCUACGCGAUUUCGCCCUGUCGGCUCGCGCCCUGACCCAGCCCCUGCUAACAUCUCCAAAUUCGUAUGCCGACAGCACGUUCCCGAAGCCGUCGGACACGUCCCCGGCUUCCGUGCCCGACAUUCCGUUUGACCGCUUGCCUGCUACCGUGCCGCCCAAGGCGUCGCCUUACGGGGACAACUGGGACGUCCUGUGGGUUGGGCACUGCGGCAUGCAUUUUCCGUUUGAGGACAACCCCGUCAUACCGAAAGGCCGCGUGAUCCACAAGGACGACGAGACAGUCGCCCAGCGGCGGUACCUCUGGACGUUCAACAUCCCGUUCACCCUCAAGGAGAAGUACCCCGACCACACGCGGGCGGUGCACCACGUGCAGGAGGGCGUCUGCAACCUCGGCUACGCCGUCAGCCAGCAGGGCGCCCGGAAGCUGCUGCACGAGAUCGCCCUCAAGGACGUGAACACGGCCGUCGAUCUCCUCAUGCGGUACUUCUGCGAGGGCACGGCAGGCCGCAAGGUGCACAACUGCCUGACGGUGCAGCCGGCCUUCUUCCACCACCACCGCAUGGCGGGGCCCAUGAGCGCGACGAGCGACAUCGGCGACUACGGGGACGGCUUCCGGGACAAGGCCUUCACCGACAUGGUCCGGCACAGCGUGCGGCUGAAUGCAGAUACGCUGUUGGAGGGCGGGACCAACUUCACCGAUCAGUUCCCGGAUGUCGACGAGAAAGACUUACGACCUUGA